Molecule: messenger RNA, 635 nt
Organism: Symbiodinium necroappetens
Lineage: Eukaryota; Dinophyceae; Suessiales; Symbiodiniaceae
Source: the annotation of a GenBank genome assembly
AUGGCGCACUCUGAUUUGCAAGUGUCCCGGAGUCCGCCGGUCAUGUUCCCGACGAAGAGCUCGGCAACCGAAUCGACCUGCAUGGAUAAGAGCGCUUUAUCCCUCAGCAUGUCCGCUUCAUUCUCCCACAGCGAGGGCAAUGCUUCUGUCACAGACAGGCAACGUAUGCUACCUAGCGAGGAGACAACAUGCUUCCCGCGACUCCCGCAGCCGCCUGAAGCUUGGGCCUGCGCAAGGCCAGAGGAGCCAGUGGCCGUCCGACGAAGGAUUUCAGGCAGGGUGGUCCCCUACGAUGAGAUCGACGCCUAUUCCGUGGCACUAAGCAGCGUGUCGGAUGAGGCUGCCGGCAAAGGCAGCCGCGAGCGAAGUGCCCGCGGCACAAAAGGCGGGCUGGCACAAGAUUUCUACCACGAACGAAGACUGAUCAACGAACCCGCGCCGGCUGGCCAGAUACCACGGCCGUCGCUGUCCCUCAUCGAAUCCGAUCUGGAGCAGCUCUAUGCGGCGGCACGGGCGCCCCACGCCUGGAAUCAUUCGUGCGAGCCAGAGCUGCAUGACACUCGGCUGGUGGAGGCGGAGCCACAUUCCUUCGCACAACGCGAGGAUCUGGAUUGCUCCAUUGUGCCGGUGCUCAG